AUGGGUAAGCUGUCCUCUCUUUCCCUCCUGGUCUCACACAUCCAAAAUGGACCCGGACAGCACAAGAACUCACAAGAUGAUGAAGAGGCGCUCACCUCCAUAAUGAUGGACCUGGCAGCUUUACGUUUCUGUUGCCAGCUCAAGAGUAACAACAGCAACAAGCCCAAGAGCAGAACCCCGUCCUACAGACAGGAUUUACGGGUGAAGCUGGAGCAUGAGCGAGAGAAACGAAUCAUUCCGUUCCAAAGGCCGCUGAAGUUCAAGGAUCUACUUCAGAAGGUGACAGAGGCCUUCGGUCAGCAAAUGGACCUAUACUACACUGAUAAAGAGAUGUUGGUGGCUCUGAAGUGUCAGGAGGAUUUGGACCGAGUAGUUCAGGGAUUGAGCUCCAGCUCUGGAAUGAACAACCUACUGAGAGUGAUUCUGAAAACACCUCCCAACAACCAAGUGAGUCCAAGCCAAAACAAAGCAAAGCGACCCAAAAAAUUCAUGCAGGAAACUGAUGACAGAAACCGUCUGUCUGCAGGAUCUCUGAACACGGGCCGCACCUCACCCCCUCCAGGCAGCGUACCAGAAGAACAACAGCAGAUCGCUCGGCAGGGGUCCUACACCAGCAUCCACAGUGAAGGAGAGUUCAUCCCAGAAACGCUCGACUCCAAUAUUAUGGAGCCAUUUGGGAGUGCGAAUGGGUCACUUUCUAGCAGCUGUCAGUCACUGGACCAAGCACUGGACAGCCCACCAUUCUCCCAGAACAACCGGGACAACAAUUACCUGAACCUCAACUAUGAAUACAAAGGGCGUCACGGGAAACACGGGACCUUCCCACGCCAGUUCCACAUGUCCAGUCACAGUAAAGACUAUGGUGACGGUCGAAGGACCUUCCCUCGAAGCUUUAUGCCUCAAGAGAACCUGUUUCAGCUGGUCCCGUCCAGCCGUACACGCAGCUAUAAUGGAGAAAGCACAAUGCUGUACAGUGGAGAUCUGCGCUCCAUCAGCUGGACUGAGAAAAACAGCCAACGCAACACUCCUAAAUCCCCAAGGGCUCCUGUAAACUGGCGUCAGGGGAAACUGCUCGGUCGGGGAGCGUUCGGAGAGGUCUACCUCUGCUAUGAUGUUGACACGGGACGCGAGCUGGCGACCAAGCAGGUGCCCUUUGACCCUGAGUGUCAGGAGACCAGCAAGGAAGUGAAUGCACUGGAGUGUGAGAUCCAGCUCUUGAAGAAUCUGCGUCACGACCGUAUCGUGCAGUACUACGGCUGCUUGCGUGAUCCGGUGCAGAAAAAACUGUCCAUCUUUGUGGAAUUCAUGCCCGGGGGCUCUAUUAAAGACCAGCUGAAGGCAUAUGGAGCACUGACUGAAAAAGUGACCCGCAGAUAUACCCGACAGAUCCUACAGGGAGUCCACUAUUUGCACAGCAACAUGAUCGUACACAGAGACAUCAAAGGCGCUAACAUUUUGAGGGACUCCUCUGGAAAUGUGAAGCUGGGAGAUUUUGGGGCUAGCAAGCGCAUUCAGACCAUCUGCAUGUCCGGGACGGGAAUCAAAUCGGUCACCGGCACCCCCUACUGGAUGAGCCCAGAAGUCAUUAAUGGAGAAGGCUACGGACGCAAAGCAGAUAUUUGGAGUGUUGCCUGCACGGUUGUAGAGAUGCUAACCCAGAAGCCCCCGUGGGCUGAAUAUGAAGCAAUGGCAGCCAUUUUCAAGAUCGCAACCCAGCCGACUAAGCCAAACCUGCCCGAGGGUGUGUCCGACGCAUGCAGGGACUUCCUGUGGCAGAUCUUUGUGGAAGAGAAAUGGCGGCCCACUGCCGAGAGGCUUCUCAGCCACCCUUUUGUCCAGGGCAGCUUCUGAUCCUACAGAUCUCUCUGGAAUCCCCAGGGAAAACCACACACCUGCCCGGCACGGACGAUCACCACUCUGCCUUCCAGGGUCCGGAGAAACCCACCAACCAGCCAACUAAGAACAAACGUGACCACAACGAGGGGGUAUCUCCCUAACGCAGCUCGACAAAUAUCAUGGACAGCAAAAUGCUGAUAGAGCUUCCCGUAUUGUUAAUCAGAGUCAGAGCCCUGUCCCAAAUGAUGCACUUCAUUUCACGAACGUCAUUUCAUGAGCUACACCCCUUUUGCUAAAUAGAGCCUUUUUACAUUUGCAGGGCUCUCAGGAGCAGAAGUUAGGUAAACUUCUACAGCAAAUAUAAUUUGGCAUUCCCAUUAGCUCCAAAAGCAAAAUAAAAAAAAUCCAUGAUAACAUUUCCACGACUUUCCAAAAGAGGAAAAAUAAAAUG
This is a messenger RNA of Sinocyclocheilus grahami, 2287 nucleotides long. RefSeq names its product mitogen-activated protein kinase kinase kinase 3-like. The record is from RefSeq and is a predicted model, not a curated record. The coding region runs from base 1 to 1851 and encodes 616 amino acids. Gene Ontology annotation, molecular function: ATP binding; protein binding; protein kinase activity. The transcript is spliced from 15 exons. Gene Ontology annotation, biological process: protein phosphorylation. NCBI's taxonomy places the organism in Eukaryota, Metazoa, Chordata, Actinopteri, Cypriniformes, Cyprinidae.